AUUGUUCUUACAAGUGGUGAGGACGGGGCUGUAUCAGCAGGCACAGGAGCACGGGAUGUCGGAGAAACAGGAUGACUUGGAAUCACUCAUGUCUCACCUCGGUGAGUUUGGGAAGUACCAGUUGUACCAGUACCUGCUGUUGAUAAUGACAGGUCUCACCGCCGGGAUGCAUACCUUGUCCAUUGUCCCUAUCAAUGGAUUACCCAAUCAUAGGUGCCUGGUGCCAUGGCACGAAAACGACACAGACGUAGCCUGGAACUCCCCGACCGCACUUGCUGCUAUCCCAUUGAACCCCGACGGCACAUACAGCUCCUGCCUCCUCAUCAACCCAACCACCAACCUUACUGAGGCUUGUGACGAAUGGGUCUAUGACAGGACACAUUUUAAGCACACUCGAAGUGUAGAGUGGGACCUGGUCUGUGAUAAGAAGUGGUUGGGAGCCCUGUCUAAAUCUGUCUUCAUGUUAGGAGUCUUUAGUGGUUCAUUCUCGUUGGGUUACCUUGCAGACAAAUAUGGCCGUAAGAAGGUGCAGUGCUGGACACAAACCAUACAGCUCAUUGUAAGUUUUGGCAUUGCAUUCAUCAACGACUACAAUAUGUACCUCGUUGCUUCCUAUAUCUAUGGCAUAGUUGGCUCAACAUCUGCAUACAUACCAGCCUUCGUACUUGCAAUGGAGUUGGUGGGACCUUCAAAGAGAACUGCAUCUGGCCUGAUCUUCCAAGCCUUUUUUGCAGUUGGUAUUAUGUUGGUUGCAGCAUGGGCAUACUUCAUCCCGAACUAUGUCACACUUCAGGCUGUCAUUGGGUUACAUGUAGUUCCCACCAUGGCUCUUUGGUGGUUGGCGGACGAGUCCCCGCGGUGGCUUUGGUCUAAAGGAAGAAUAGCGGAGAGUGUUAACAUAGUGGCUAAAGGAGUCAAAUUCAACGGAGGUGAAAAAAUAGACAGAGCUUACUAUGUAUCGAAGGGUCAAGCAAACAAAGCCACGGAUGAAACAGCACCAUCGGGAGGUUUUCUUGACUUAUUUAGGACUCCAAGGCUUAGAAUGAGGAUGAUUAACCUAUCGUACAUUUGGUUUGCUGCCAGUGUUGCCUAUUAUGGUCUAUCCCUCGCCGGUGACAAUAUGCCUGGAAAUCCAUUUUUCAUUCUCUUCGUCUUGGGGCUGGUGGAAAUUCCUUGUUAUACAAUGGUAAUCAUGUUGCUUGAUAGGACUGGCAGAAGAUCACUCACCAGCAUAAUGUUGCUACUCGGAGGUGUGUCAUGUACGGUGGUUGCUCUCAUCCCACAAGACAUGCCCAAUGCCAUUGCUGCUGUUGCCUGCAUCGGAAAGUUUUUCGUUUCCGGAGGCUUCGCUAUAGUUUUCAACUACAACGCAGAACUUCUCCCGACAGCGGUUCGAAAUGUUGGCAUUGGUUUUUCUUCUGCGUGGGCAAGACUUGCGGCUAUGCUCUGCCCGCUAAUAUUGCUAUUACAUUCUGUUGACAAGAGCUUGCCUACGAUAAUUUUUGCUCUGGCGGCAUUCACUGCUGGUUUCUUCAUUCUGUUCCUUCCUGAAACCCUCAACAAGCCAAUGCCGGAAUCUAUAGAAGAUGGAGAAAACUUUGGUAUUGGAGAUACAGGAUUUAACGCUUGUUGCUCUAGGAAGAAAGCAACAGAUGAUUACAAACCAGCCAACCCGAUAUAAACAAAUUUAAUCACUAUAGACAAGUGCCUAAACUCAGCGCUCACUGAUGGAUGUCGUCGGAUCCAUCUCUAAACUGAACGAAACAGUAUCAUCGGUGAGUUCAGCGCUGAAUUUAGAAACUUUCCCUAUUUGAGAAUAUGGAAAGAUUUAUGGUCCUGCGAAUGUACCAUAUUGAUGAAAUCCUGUAUAUGUGCAUAAACUUUUUAUAUACAAAAAACUUUCAAAACAAAAAAUGCAGUGUCUUAUUUAUUCUGUAAAUGAAUUUGGGAAUUGUUUAAUUCCUUUUUAAACCGUUGAUAUUUAUCAUGUGCGAUAACGUUUUAAAAGUGCAUUUAUUGUAAUAAGGUAUGAAAGUAUAUUUUAGAAUUUAGUUGCCAAUGCAUCUAUGAUAAUCAUGUUGAGUAACAUAUUACCGAACUUUAAUCGAAUUUUACACUCAUUAUAAUAAUUUAGUAGUAAUUAAGGUUAAACAAAUACUAGUCUGAAAAAUUGCUCAUUAAAACAAUAACUUAGUGAGUAAUGAAUAUAUUAAAUAAUUGUUAUAAUUAAUUAUCCAUAAACAGUUUUGAAAAUAAAUUGUUUGGAUUGCAUAUAAGUAAUUAUUUUUAAGAUAGAUUUUAUUUCUAAAUAUUAUGCAUAUACAUUUUAGUAAAACAUUGUAAAAAGUUACAAUAAUUGUAAAAAUUAAACACAGUUUUUUUUAAAAGUUGUUUUCAGAGCUCUAUUUCUAUGAUUUUUUAAAAAAAAAUUAUUUAUCUUUUUAACUUUCACUUAUCAAUAUAUGAAAUAUAUAGUAAGGAAGAGUAUUGCGAUAGUGAAAAUUUUCAAAUCUGAGUUUUCAACGGAAAUAAACGUUUUGAGGUUCCCUGAGGCCAAAUAACGAAGUCCCACAAAUUAGUCAGUAUAAUACAAAAAGUAACUAAAAUCCACGGAAUCAAGGCAAUGACAUUGUUUGAGAUACUAUUCCAUUGUACUUGUGUAAAAAAGAAGUCAAAUAUAA
Nezara viridula (southern green stink bug) is the source of this 2681-nucleotide messenger RNA. The record is from the annotation of a GenBank genome assembly. Lineage: Eukaryota; Metazoa; Arthropoda; Insecta; Hemiptera; Pentatomidae.